Molecule: messenger RNA, 4318 nt
Organism: Uloborus diversus
Lineage: Eukaryota; Metazoa; Arthropoda; Arachnida; Araneae; Uloboridae
Product: protein fem-1 homolog C-like
Exons: 1
Coding region: 1-1872 (623 amino acids)
Molecular function (GO): protein binding
Source: RefSeq, a predicted model, not a curated record
AUGGAUUUAAAAACUUCUGUUUAUAAUGCUGCGGCAGAUGGAGAUUUAGACCAAUUGAAAAAAUACCUUGAUGGAAAGACUAGUAGUGAAAUUGAAGAUAUAAUUUGUUCACUCACAAAUGGAGCGACCCCACUCGUAAUAGCAUGCCGAAAUGGUCAUUUUGAUGUCGCACAUUAUUUGAUAAUGGAUUGUCAUGCCGUUGUCGAUCAAGUCGGAGCAGUGACAUUCGACGGGGAAACAAUUCAAGGGGCUCCUGCCCUUUGGUGCGCAGCAGCUGCUGGAAAUCUAAAAUUAGUGAAACUUUUAGUGUCUCAAGGCGCGAAAGUGAAUUGCACAACAGAAUCAAAUUCGACUCCUUUGCGAGCAGCUUGCUUCGAUGGACAUUUCGAUAUUGUAACUUACCUCAUUCAACACGGAGCAGACAUCGAAAUUGCAAAUAAGCACGGUCAUACGAGUCUCAUGAUAGCUUGCUAUCAGUCCCAUUACCUUAUUGUCAAAUAUCUACUGGACUGUGGUGCCGAUGUGAAUAAAAGAACAGUAAAAGGCAGUACGGCACUGCACGACUGCGCAGAAUCAGGCAGCCUGUUGAUACUCAAGAUGUUGAUGAACCGCAACGCAAAGUUCGAAGCUGACCUUUGUGGUACCACACCUCUGUUGUCAGCAGCAAUAAGCGGCAAUGCUGUAGUCGUUGAGUAUUUUAUCCAGUAUUUUAACUGCUCAAAACUGGAUAAAAUCAACGCAUUAGAACUGCUGGGGGCUACAGAUAUUGACAUGAGGAGGAACAUGUUUGCAGGGCUCAAAUGUUGGAGACGUGCGAUGAACAUGAGGUAUGAAGAUCCCAGAUCUCUGCUGCUGAAGCCAGACUCGGAGACCCCGUUCAGCGAAUACAUCCAAUCCACAGAAGUGAAGACGCUCGCUCAGCUGGAAGAGCUGAGGUCGGAUCCGGACGAACUGAGAAUACAAGCUCUGCUGGUCCGAGAAAGGAUCCUAGGUCCGACUCAUCCCCAUACAGUCAAUUUCCUGAGACUCCGAGGAGCCGUGUAUGCGAAUAGUGGAAGUUUUGAAAAGUGUAUUAAAUUGUGGACGUAUGCAUUAGACGUUCAACAGAGGUCGUCAGACCCUGUCAGUCCACUGACUCAAAGCAUCCUCCUCUCGUUCGUGGAGCUAUUUUCUUGCAUGAUGCCCAACGCUCAAGGUCGAGAAAGGUACAUGCCUAUUGUUCCGUUCUGUUACGUGCUGGAUAUUUUCGAGAGGAGUCUCCAAGUACUGGAAAAGGCGAUGGACAUUUCUCGCAGGCAGCAGGAAUGCAGCGAUGUGGGCGGCCACUUCCAUCGUACCCUUUCCAUCGUCAUGCAUAUGGCGGAACUCCUGUGCCAACUACUUCCUGGACUUAGCGAAGUUGAAGUUUUGCGACUGAAGCAGGCUGUGUAUCGAUUUGUCCACUUGAAUCCCAGGGGCAAAAAUAACUGCACUCCUCUACACUUGGCAUGCUCCAAGAGCCCAUGCAUGGCAGUCCGUCAUACGGUGUGUCGUUUCCCUUCUCAAGCCGUGACGGAACUUCUCCUGGAAGUUGGGGAGUCUCCCAACUCUGUAGAUUUUGAUGGCAACACGGCACUACAUUUGAUUGCCUCCAUAAAGCCCUGCCCCAUGAAUCUCUUCAAAACUCUCUUGAGUCGCGGCGCUCAUCUCGAUCUGAGCAAUAUACACAGGAUGACGCCUCUCCAUUUGAUCCAAAAUGCACCCAUCUCUGAUCUGUACCCAUUGCAAUACAUAAACUUACAGUGUCUCUGUGCUCGGGCCGUUCGAUCUUACAAUGUACCGUACGAAGGAAUGGUGCAUGAAAGUCUGGAAAGGUUUUUAGACUUACAUUGAAUGGAUGCUAAUUUUUAAAAUCUCAAAUCAGUUUUUAAAAUUUGGAAAGUAGCAUUAGCCCUCUUCGACUGUUCGGGGGACUUGAAAAGUAACAGUUUGAUCCUUGUGUAAAAAAUUGUGUGUCUGUCUUCACAGAGCUGUUGAUAUUCAUGUAGUAUGUGAUAUUGUAGUUCUUCAGUCAUUUCCUUGGUGGCAGUACUGAAAUAAAUCAAAGUAUCUUGCUGAUUUUUUUUUUUUUUUUUUUUGCAACAUCCAAGAACCAAACAAUUUUGCCGGUGCUUUCAGUCGUAGCAUAUUGCUUGUCAGUUCGUUGAUUUUCCACUUAGCAAAAAAAAAAAGUUUCCCCCCGCCGGCAUUUUUCACCUGUUUUUCUUAAUUUUACAUGUUAUGAAACUUUUUAUCUUUAUUAUUUACUCAGUAUACGUAUUUGGCAAAUUGUUUUGCAUUUUAAUGGAACUUUUAAAUGUUUUUAGUAAGCAUUAAGCAAAUUAGUACUGUGAAAAUUGAUGUUAUUGAUAGCUUGUUUUUUAUUUAUUUAUUUAGGGGGGGGGGGGCGGGAUUUUCGUUUGGAAUGGUUUCCUUUCAUUGAAUGGUUAAUUAUUUUUCAAUUUAUUAAAGUUUUUAGGAUAGUUUUGGUUAAAAUAUCUUUGACUUGAACUGACCAAUCAGAGAUAAAUGAAACAUUAUAUUGCUAAGUGCCUAUAAUGUUAAAGGACAAGAUUACCUAACUAUAUGAAUGUCAAUUAGUUUCUUGAUGCUAUGUUACAAUUUACAGAGACUGACGCAAAUAUUUAUCACUUAGUGGACAUUUACACUUCAAACUAUGUUCAAGAAUUUGUAGAUAAGAUUUUAAAUUUUUGAUUUCCAAGCUAAAAGAAUCAUCAGGCAGCUUUCUACUGUUCUUUUAUUUUUCUGAUUUUUAUUUCAAAAUUGCACACUUCUUGUAAUGCGUAAUAUAUUUCUGUGGGAUUGUGUAAUGGAACAGGUUGCUGUUCUUUUGAAAAGAGGGAGCUAAUGCUUGCUUUUUUCUCUUGCAAUAUGAUAAUCCAACUGUUCUUGCAAAUUUUCUUUUGUCUCAAUUGUUGCUUAAAGUAAAUGAUGGUUAAAACUUUUUUAAAUCUUUAUUUUUUGUGAAUGGGGAGAUUUUUAAGUGAAACAGCAAUUUUGAAGUUCCUGCUGUUUUGAUGCUGUCAUCUCUGUUUUGUAUGAAACAUAAAAUACAAUUGAGUGUAUAAAAUACAAUUCAGAUUUUUUUUUUUUUUUUCUUUUUUAAUAAGUUAAUAAAGGAGCUAGGAAGUGUUUCUCAAUAUAUUUAGCACUUUUAAAAGUUCACUGAGCUCUUUAUAAGUUCAAGAAGUUUGAUCUCAUUAAAAUGCAUUAUUUGUUUUAAUGUUAAUAAUAUUUUGUACUUGUGUAAGUAAUUGAAUUAACUGUAAAGGCAAAUUUUCUUUCUUUUUACCAUUUACUUUUUUUGUUAUGAAGAAAAUCAUAUUUUUGCUCUUUAACAAUGCAGUAAAAGUUUCUGUAUCAUUUAUAAGAAACUUGCACUUUGCGGAAGCAAAUUCAAGGAUUUUAUUUCCGGAACCAUGUGCAUGCACAUAAUGUGCAUUUUCCUCAGCUCUCGUUAUUAAAAGAAAUCAUGUUGUGCUCAUCAGUUUUUUUUCGUGAUUCCUAAAUUCCAUAAUUCAUUAUAUGUUAUUACUGUACAGUUUUCUUUGAACUACUUGGCAGUCAAAAGAACUUGGAACCCCAAAAUACACCCGAGGAAUAUUUUUUUCAAAUUUAUGCUUUUUUUUCCGUUAAUUUUAUGUUUUUCAUUCAUGUUAAGUAUGUAGGUAAUUACAUGUUUCAUGAAUUAUUUGUCGAACUUCAAACAAAUGUGGAAUAUGAUGCUAUUGAAUAGGAGUUAUUUUUAGUAAAUAUUUUCAAAUUCAAUUAUGUAUUUCAAAACUUUUUCAGUUCUGUAAAUUUUUUCAGAAGUUUGCUUAUUAUGGGAAUCAGAUUGAUUAUAUAUAUGGCUUAUUUCAAAAACGAAAAAAUGUUUAGUAACAACUAGUUUGGCAUUGUUUUACUUUUGGAGGUGAACCAAAGUUUUUCUUACAAUGUAAUGUAGAUGUGUUUGAUGAAUUUCAAAAAUUUAAUGUAUUUAUACUUUCUUUAUGUUUUACUAUUUGUUAGUGCAUAUUUCUGCUUUUCAUCUUUCUACAAUCUGAUGUCUGAAUCUUGCAAAAAAAUUGUUUGCUGAUUAAUAUAAAUUAGGUUUUAUAUUUUAUUAUAGUUGAAUUUAGUUUUGACAUGCUUUCAUUAUGUUUGUUGUUUAUCUUUUUCAAUUUUAAAAUUUUAAGCCUUUUUUUACAAUGGAUAAGAGCGCUUUUGUAAAAGUCCCUAUUUUAAAUUUGUUUCAAUGGCAUUGGUUGUGAAAUAUCAUAUUCAUUUCAUAUUUUUC